Messenger RNA from Odobenus rosmarus divergens (Pacific walrus), 1046 nucleotides. RefSeq names its product chromosome unknown open reading frame, human C20orf195 (gene FNDC11). The record is from RefSeq and is a predicted model, not a curated record. NCBI's taxonomy places the organism in Eukaryota, Metazoa, Chordata, Mammalia, Carnivora, Odobenidae. Gene Ontology annotation, molecular function: protein binding. The transcript has a single exon. The coding region runs from base 1 to 1002 and encodes 333 amino acids.
AUGAACUUCCAGGUGACAGGCCUGGGCCUGGACAAGAUGAAGCUGGACAGUCCCCAGUCCUUCCUGGACCAGGAGGAGGCCGAGGAGGCUGAGGAUCAGCAGCUGCUGGAGCCAGAGGCUUGGAGGGCCUACAUGGAGCACCGCACGGCGCUGCGCGAGUUCCUGACCUCGGACCUGAGCCCCCACCUGCUCAAGCGCCACCAUGCCCGCAUGGAACUGCUCAAGAAGUGUUCCUACUACAUCGAGAUCCUCCCCAAGCACCUGGCCCUGGGGGACCAGAACCCCCUGGUGCUGCCCAACACCAUGUUCCAGCUCAUCGACCCCUGGAAGUUCCAGCGCAUGAAGAAGGUGGGCACCGCCCAGACCAAGAUCCAACUCCUGCUGCUCGGGGACCUGCUGGAGCAGCUAGACCGUGGCCGCGCCGAGCUGGACGCUCUGCUGGAGUCGCCUGACCCGCGGCCCUUUCUGGCGGACUGGGGGCUGGUGGCACAGAGGCUGGCAGACCUGUCGGCGGUCAUGGACAGCUUCCUGGCCAUGAUGGUACCUGGGCGCCUGCACCUCAAGCACCGUCUGGUGUCUGACAUUGGCACCACCAAGAUCCCGCACAUCAGGCUCAUGCUGAGCACCAAGAUGCCCGUUAUGUUUGACCGAAAGGGGUCGGUGGCCCACCAGGACUGGGCCAGCCUGCGCUGGUUUGUCACCAUCCAGCCAGCGGCCCCGGAGCAGUUCGAGCUGCGCUUCAAGCUGCUGGACCCACGGACACAGCAGGAGUGCAUGCAGUGCGGCAUCAUCCCUGUGGCCGCCUGCACCUUCGACGUCCACAACCUGCUGCCCAACCGCUCCUAUAGGUUCACCAUCAAGAGAGCAGAGAGCUACACGCUGGUGUACGAGCCUUGGUGGGACAGCCUCACCCUGCAGACCAGGCCGGGGCCCCCAGAAGGGCCCACCCCCAGUCGGCUAGGCAAGCCGGGCCUGCCCCUGACCACACUCUCUGAGAGAUGAUUUUCUAAUAUUUAUCCACUAAUAAAGACUAUAAACACACACAC